Anopheles aquasalis is the source of this 1152-nucleotide messenger RNA. RefSeq names its product cytoplasmic dynein 2 light intermediate chain 1. Lineage: Eukaryota; Metazoa; Arthropoda; Insecta; Diptera; Culicidae. Gene Ontology annotation, molecular function: dynein heavy chain binding. Gene Ontology annotation, cellular component: cytoplasmic dynein complex; axoneme; ciliary basal body. The record is from RefSeq and is a predicted model, not a curated record. Gene Ontology annotation, biological process: intraciliary transport involved in cilium assembly; intraciliary retrograde transport.
AUGAGUGAGCUUAAUUCUAUUGAAGUAGAUACCACCGAAACGAUACAGGAUAUUGCCAUAAAGCUGGUCACUGAGCAGCUGAAAAAUGAAACGCGUCUUGCAACGGCACCUUCCGAACGAACGAUUUUUGUCCUUGGCAGUAAAGGGGUCGGAAAAUCAACGCUCAUCAAUAGGUUUCUGGAUCGUGACGAUGUUCCUCGGCCCACCCUAGCACUGGAAUAUUCAUUUGGCCGUCGUACAGCCUCGGGGCAAGGGGCGCAGAAAAACAUCUGUAACGUGUGGGAGCUGGGAAGUUUGGCUAACUCUGCUCAACUCAUUGAAAUGCCCAUCCGAUCACAUGGUUUGGCCUCAUUUUCAAGUAUCAUCAUGCUAGAUCUGGCCCAGCCCGAUCGCCUUUGGACGGAUCUGGAAGCCGUCCUUAACGGCCUUAAGCAAGCAAUUUCGAAACAUUCUUCCCUCGGACAGACGGACGAGAUGAAGGAACUAACGAUGCAGAGAAUAGGUAAAGAUCACCCAGAUCUGGCGACGCUGGAACUCUUUCCAUUCCCAAUUGUAAUUAUCGGUGGAAAGUACGACAUUUUUCAGAACCUUGAUUCGGAAAUUCGAAAGCACGUGUCCCGUUGCCUGCGCUCAAUCGCGCACACGUUGGGUGCGGCAGUAUUGUUUUAUUCAUCGAAAAACUCUUCCCUUACCAAGCUAGCUAAGGACACUUUGAACUAUUUGGGGUUCGCCAGUCCGUCCAAUCCCUUCCGUACCGCAGUCUUCGAUCCUUCGGCUCCGCUGGUUAUUCCUUUUGGGGCAGAUUCUUGGGAGCGGAUCGGGGUGACGCCUACAAACUCGGAACGAAUUGGGCACAGUUUUGUCACGCAGAUACCACAAGUUCCUAUCAGUCACAGCGUCGUUCCGGACGAUCCGGGCAAGGAUCCAGGAUUCAAAGAGUCAACAAUCGAUGAACUUCGAUCACAUAAGGACGAGGAGUUACUCUACGUUCUCAAGGAUACUGAAAUCCGCAUGAAAUUCGAAGUUGUCCAAUAGAUAGCUAUAUUUCAGGACAUCUUUAGUGGAAGUAAUGAUGUCAAGAACAAUAAUCGAACAUUUUAGGAGGUUUAUAUUAAGGGAAGAUGGUCACUGUAAUGCAUAGAGGAAACCAAU